Frieseomelitta varia is the source of this 4412-nucleotide messenger RNA. RefSeq lists its product as uncharacterized. The record is from RefSeq and is a predicted model, not a curated record. Gene Ontology annotation, cellular component: neuron projection membrane. Lineage: Eukaryota; Metazoa; Arthropoda; Insecta; Hymenoptera; Apidae. Gene Ontology annotation, biological process: synapse organization. The transcript is spliced from 11 exons. Bases 979 to 2721 code for a protein of 580 amino acids.
CUCGGCGCGCACGGUUUUCGAGUAGGUGUUCUUCUCGUCUUUCGUCGCGAGAAUCGUCGAUUAACGAGGUCGUUCAAAGAGUGGGCCACGCUGUGCGCCUAUCGACUGUUUGCCGAUGUGAAUUUCGAUACCAGCUGCUCUAAACUCCGCUGUCGUCGCCGAUUUAUCGAAGCUUGUUUUACUCAUGGAUCAGCUGCGCGACAAGUUUGAAAGAAAAGUGGUGUAAUGAUCGGUCGUUAACGAUAGGCCGUGUUUUCAAGACUGUUUUAUUUUCAAUUUCAACAAACAUUGUUGUUUCUCAUUUCGAAGAAGGCUCACGCCUCGCGUGACAAAUGUAUCGAGUGCGAAACGUGAAAUUUGAUUGGUUUGCGCCGCGGUGAACGGUUAUGACAUAACCUACAACUUAACGUUCGCCAUUGGUCGUGUAUCGAUAUAUCGAUCAGAGUGAUCAAUAUGUGACAGAUCGUUGGCAAGUUAACCUCUCCGCAAACGAUACUUUCACUCGUGUGUGAGAGAAGAACGAAAGGAUUUUUCUAGUGCAUAUGGACCGAAACUUUUCUUUUUACGCUAUUUGUCGGCACGGAUGGGACAUUUCUCUUCUUCUGCGCGCUCGUUCCAGGACACCGACAACGGUAUUCGCCUUCUUCCACGGAUUUUCCACGUCGAUCUAUCUCGGCGAAAUGCAGAGGUUCUCCCGUCGGUGCAAGAUGUCUAAACGAAUUUAGAUUGGAACGAUCCGGAAACGUGGUAUCGCGACACCGGCCCGUCUCCCUCCCGAUGCUCCAUUCAUCGGCGAGCUACCUGAAGGUCGGCCAGGCAGGAGUCACAGAGGAAUCAGGGACCGUACACGCUGGGAUUUCCUACGCGGACUGCGCGAUGACUGCCACGCCGGGCUUUUCCAGGCAACGACGAAAAAUCGAACAAAGAUGAACGAGAUGGAGCAGAUCCCUGAAGGCUGAGAGCGAGCGGAUCCUCGAUAUGACCGGCUGGAGAAUGCGGCCGACUGCAUCGGCGCUCGGCGUCAUCGCCAUUGUUUCCGUCAUGAUCACUGCCACGCCGUCAGAGGCGGACAACGGUGCCAUCGAGUCCAGCAGCAUCAAUCAUCGCGGAGUAGACGAGGAGGACGAGAGGACCGCGAACCAGACGGUCGCCAACGACCUAGCCGCCGGCGUGACGCUUCGCGCGCGCGUCAACGACACUGUCAACGAAACUCCCACGGCAGCACCUACCAGAAGCACCUAUUACUUCCCUCUCGCCGAUCGCGAGAGCCACGCGAACGCGUCCCAAGCGAACGAAAGCGGCGCCGCGGAUUUACAGAGGGAUCAGAGCGACUUGUUGUCGUCCAACGACGUCCGCGAACAGGACACUAACGAUCCGUUGAGGUCGACGGAGCGCAGCAACGAUCCUGGGAGCAAGGCGCAACCGGCGAACGACGACUUCGUCGCGUCGACUCGUCCGAAUCGAGCGGAGAUCGCGUCCAGCAUCGUCCCCUUGGAGAUCCGGUUGCCCGAUUCGAGAAACGAGGACCAGGAUCUGUCGAACGUGGUGGACCACGAGGAGGAACCUGAGCCAGACUCUCGAAAGAGAGAGGACACGAUCGGUCUCACGACCGCGUCCACACGCGAGACGAUCGCCACGCCAGUGGUGAAACCGAUCGAGCGAAAGAACGCGGCGGAGGACAUCAGAGCGAUCUCGUUCCAAGUGCCUGCGGUUGCCGAGGAGGUUGCAGAGGACGCGGAGAGGCAACAGCAGGACAACGAACAGGCGAGGAACGCGAUGGAGCCGAGGAAGGAUCACUCGAGGCCGGUGAACAAUCUCGUGUUGGCCGGCGGCAAGUCGACGAAGGCGUUCUACGAGAUCAAACCGUCGAUUAAGACCGAGAUGGAGGCCGAUCAGCUGAACCCGAGCAGCACCCAACGGCCGUUGCCCGGAAGGAAGUUCGUGCUGCCCAGCGUGGACAGCGCGUUCGGUAAAUUCGGGCCGUACUUCGAGGACGGCGAUCAGGAGAUAAACGUCACUGCCAGGAUAGGGAGCACGAUGCUGCUCGACUGCAAGAUCGGCAUGCUUGGCAAUAAGGAGGUGACGUGGGUGCAGCAGCCGAGCAAGGACUCGUUCCGGCUACUCACCUUCGGUAGAAUCCCCUACAGCGUGGAUCAAAGGAUCAGCCUCAACUUUCGGUACCCGAGCAAUUGGAGAUUACAGAUCCAGUACGCAACGCCGCGGGACUCCGGCUUAUACAAGUGCCAAGUCGCCACGCAUCCGCCGUUGGUUAAAACGAUUAACGUCGUUGUCACGGCGCCGGAAUUGACGAUAACGGACGAUUCCGGCCGAGUGGUCUCCAAGGAGAGGCACCUGAAGGCGGGCAGCGCCCUCAAGCUCAGAUGCGAGGCCAGGGAUGUUAUCGAAUCCCUGAAGGAGUCUGUCAUUUGGACCAGAGGAGACGAAACCCUCACCGAGGACGUUAGUGAAAACAGAACGACGGAGAUUCUAGCCGGGAAGGAGGUCCUCGUGAUCGUCAGCACGCUGAUCGUGGAGAGGGCCAGUCCGAGACACGCCGGAAACUACAGCUGUGUGGUGCCCGGAAAGGCCAAGACGACCGUCGCGGUACACGUGCUCAACGGGGAGUUGCCAGCCGCGGUGCACGACGGUAACGGGGUCUCCAGGGCGUUCCUCAACCUGUGGCUAAUUCACUUAACCAUGAGCUACGUUUUUUCCAGAUGACAAUACUAAGGGCGUGACAACAGUGCCGGGAGAUCUCCGCCGGCAGUCAGACGUGAAUUUCGUGGCGCGUGGGGCAUCGCGAGACAAGACGGAGCGAGCAAACACGUCGAAGCAACGAUGUCAGUCACGCGUCGUCGGUGAGAUCGACGAAUCACGGACUAGUCAACCGGCAACGAGUAUCGACUCUGACGAUCAACGAUGGAUCGUCGAUCUACCUGGUCGCGUAGAAAGCCGGUGAAACGAAAAAAAGAAAAAAAGAAAAGAAGAAAGAAAAAAACGGACAGAGGACAGAUCGUUUUUACCUUUAACAAAUAGAUAUUUUCCCUUUCUCGAUCGAUCGAUUUUGAUCAGUAGCUCAUCCUCGAAGAACUCGUCCCGGUGAUCAUUUCUUUCGACGAUGAUCAUGUCCGCGAGUUAACGUGUAAAAGCGAAUGAGAAGGAAGAAUGGAGAUCGUUUCUUUCUCGCUGUUACGGAGAGACACAUCGCCGUUGUUACAAAGUGGGCCAUUAUAUUGUACAGUUCUAACUUUGACGGAUGCUCGAGACAGUGCUCGGAGAAAUCUUCAAGAUUAUUCCUAGUGUUCGUUGUCGCGAUGACGAGAAACAUCAUCGACGCGGGAGACUAAUGAACGGGGGGAGGGGGGAGAAGGGAUGCCCAGAAACGUUGGAAACCAAUGGAGAGGAGCUAGUGUUGUUUGGAAUGUUCCGUCGAUGGAGGAGUUGGCGGAGAUUUAUCGCUCGUUACCAGAGAAUAACGGAAGCUUGUUGGAUCGAGAACGUUGAUUGAAGAAUGAGUACAUAUUACAGCCGGACUUACCACUUCAUUAUAUUUCCUCCUCGUAUCGAUCGUACUUUAUGAGCACGAAUGUACUGUACUUUGCCAAAAUCAUAACAGACCACCUUCCAUAGUUGUUAAGAAAUUUCCACAGACAGAUCACUAUUUCGUACAUUAAUCGUUAUUCCUUGCCUCGGUUUUGUACCAAACUUUCCCUUAAAAUAUCUUUUCUCGUUCGCUGAGCGAAGCAAGGGUGAAAAUUUCAACAGAAAAUGUCAGGAGAGCCGCAGUUAGCAGUUGAGCGAAGAAACUCUCGACAGCCUCGUGUGCACGAGUGUAAUCGAACUGCGACCUCUCUCUCUCUCUCUCUCUCUCUCUUUCUCUUUCUCUCACGUCAUCCACGUGCACGUGUACCAAAGCGGCAGCCUCGGUUUAACCUACAUCUCGCGAAAGCGCGUCGCUGACUUUUCCACCGUCGAAUAGUUGGGAUAGCUGGACGAACGUCGGCCGUGAUAUAAUUAAUUAGAGUUCUCGCCUAGAAAUUCUUUCCAACUAGUUCUCCCGUCGCGUGGAAAAUAAUCCAUUGCCGCUGCAUUGCGAGUGAAAUUCACCUCGAAUCUGUUACGGAACCUUCUGUUGAACGAAGUUGAUUCUCGUUGUCGUGCAAAAUAAUAAACCAUCGUCUCUGACGCUCGCUUCUCCUACUUUGUUUUUCUUUCUUCCAUUCCUCCUCCCUCCGCUUUUUACCUUUCGUUUUAUUUCUCUCCUCCGUCUAUCAGCGAGACCUCCUCUUCAUUCGCGAAUCCUCUCGAUUUCGCCGUUGGUUUCCGACGUAUUUUCGCUUGAAAACACACCACGGCUGAAUUAUUCGCGCGUAGCCAUUUGCCAGUAGCACGCCAAUGCGCCACGGUGGUGA